This is a messenger RNA of Lactuca saligna, 681 nucleotides long. Lineage: Eukaryota; Viridiplantae; Streptophyta; Magnoliopsida; Asterales; Asteraceae. The record is from the annotation of a GenBank genome assembly.
AUGGAGGUUGACAAGGAACAACAUGAGGAUAUCCCUAACUAUAAUAUAGAAGAUGAGCUAGAUGAUGGAAACCAAGAAUAUGAUUUGGAGACAGAGGAUGGUGAGAAUAAAGACAUUCACUACAAUUGCCAAUCAGAUUCGGAAAAAGAAAUCCAUAAAACAAUUCCUACAAGGUCAAAUAAGAAGAGGGGCGUGACUCGGUUUCCAAAACUGAAGACUGAAUAUGUCAAUUAUGGUGCUAAAAAACAUGUCAGGUUCGAUGAAUUCGGUAAGUUUACAAGGAAGAAUAUUGCAUUGUUUGUUAGCUAUUUGGGUGAUCUCAUAUGCGAGAAGAUGGAACAUGAGAAGCAGAUAAAAGAAGGACAAGUAAAUGUUGAACUAGGAACGGAUGUCAUGACCUUAGUUUUUGGCAAGGAAAAGAGCGGAUUUUUAAAGGGUGUUGGCACGGGAGUCACUUACAACAAAUAUUUCAAUGUUCGUCGCAGCAAAGGGUCAUCUAACGAUGAAAUUAAGGAUCUUAAAGUUGCAAUGCAUAAUGGAAAACUUGAGCUUGAUAAAAAAGAUGUUGAACUCAAGGCUUUGUCUACAAAAGUUAAUGAACAAGAUCAAACACUAAAGCUAGUUUUGGCUCAUCUUAAUGCAAAAGAAGCUGACUUUCCAAAUCUUUCUCAUACAAUUUGA